CCGGCCUGCAGCCGCGGCCGCUGGGGAGGCCCGACCCCGCCGCCUCCCCACGUGUCUGAGAAUUCAUCCUGUCUUGUUCUUGCUGCUCGGCACGCCAGUGCUUCUUCCACGAAUUUGAAAGACAUACUGGCCAACCUGAUACCUAAGGAGCAGGCCAGAGUCAAGGCCUUCAGACAGCAGCAUGGCAAGACUGUGGUGGGCCAGAUCACUGUGGACAUGAUGUACGGUGGCAUGAGAGGCAUGAAGGGACUGGUCUACGAAACGUCAGUGCUUGACCCUGAUGAGGGCAUCCGCUUCCGUGGCCACAGCAUCCCUGAGUGCCAGAAACUGCUGCCCAAGGCUAAGGGUGGGGAAGAGCCCCUGCCUGAAGGCUUAUUUUGGCUGCUGGUGACUGGACAGAUCCCCACAGAAGAACAGGUGUCUUGGCUCUCACAAGAGUGGGCAAAGAGAGCGGCUCUGCCUUCCCAUGUGGUCACCAUGCUGGACAACUUUCCUACCAACCUGCACCCCAUGUCUCAGCUCAGCGCAGCUGUCACAGCCCUCAACAGCGAGAGUACCUUUGCCCGGGCGUACGCAGACGGCAUCCACCGAACCAAGUACUGGGAGUUGAUUUAUGAAGAUUGUAUGGAUCUGAUUGCAAAGCUACCUUGUGUUGCAGCAAAGAUCUACCGGAAUCUUUACCGCGAGGGCAGUAGUAUCGGGGCCAUCGACUCUAAGCUGGACUGGUCCCAUAAUUUCACCAACAUGUUAGGCUAUACUGAUGCUCAGUUCACGGAACUCAUGCGCUUGUACCUCACCAUCCACAGCGACCAUGAGGGUGGCAAUGUAAGUGCCCAUACCAGCCACUUGGUGGGCAGUGCCCUUUCAGACCCUUACCUGUCAUUUGCAGCAGCCAUGAAUGGGCUGGCAGGGCCUCUGCACGGACUGGCGAACCAGGAAGUGCUUGUCUGGCUCACGCAGCUCCAAAAGGAAGUUGGCAACGAUGUGUCCGAUGAGAAGUUACGAGACUACAUCUGGAACACACUCAACUCAGGACGGGUUGUCCCAGGCUAUGGCCAUGCGGUGCUGAGGAAGACGGACCCGCGGUACUCCUGUCAGCGAGAGUUUGCUCUGAAACACCUGCCCAACGACCCCAUGUUUAAGCUGGUCGCCCAACUGUACAAGAUUGUGCCCAAUAUUCUCCUAGAGCAGGGCAAGGCCAAGAACCCUUGGCCCAACGUAGACGCUCACAGCGGGGUGCUGCUGCAGUACUACGGCAUGACGGAGAUGAAUUACUACACGGUCUUGUUCGGAGUGUCGCGGGCGCUGGGCGUGCUCGCGCAGCUCAUCUGGAGCCGGGCCUUGGGUUUCCCUCUAGAGAGGCCGAAAUCCAUGAGCACGGAGGGUUUGAUGAGGUUUGUGGAGUCAAAGUCAGGGUAAAGCUUGGAGUUGGAGAUGGGGAACCGACCGGAAGAGACGAAGCUUAACGACAACAACAUAGUGUACUUGUGUUUCAAGGGGCCUGUAAAGACUUAAGAUUAAAUUGUUUCUGAGGCACUGAAAAUAUGUUUGAAGUUAAAAUAUAAAUUAAGACUUUAAAAGAUAAAAAGUGAUCCCUUCUUCCUAACCAGCUCCCUCCCCUGCCCGGUACGAGGUGCCCGUCGGCCGUAGGGUGCCCGGGACUGAUGCAUGUGAGGCGGGUUAGGCCCGGCCCCCGCCGUCUCUAGAGAAGAACCUGGCUCCUGCCUCUGGGUCAGAGCAGGUCACACACAAUCUGCGGUCUCCCCGGAGCUUUUGCUGGUACUCUGCCCGGCCCUCUCGGCUAGGACCCCAGGGCCUUGCCCCUCCUGUUGCACAGAGCUCACUGCAGGGUUACCAGCUGUGCCAGGCCCUCGCCCAUGCCCCAGACACCGUCUAGGAAGAUCUGUUGGGUCGCUGGGCAUGCUUUGGCAGUUUCUUUUUAUGCUAGCAGGUGACCGUGCAGGUAUGGCAUUUGUUGGCACCCAGUGUUUCAUUUGAUUUUCCUUUUUAAAAUUACCCAUUAAAGUUGAGGUCUGGAAGUAUUAUGUCCCAUUACUUUAAUACCUCCUUCCAGACUUGAUACACCUGUUCUGCCUCAAGCUGAGGAUACUCUGGGCCUUUCCCUCUUGGUCCCUGCUAAAGACCUCUUUAGUAGGUCUGUCUGAUCUGUGGUCUUUCCCAGUCACUAGGAUUUAACAGCACUAAUGUGAACUAAGCUUGUACUUCCGCAGAACUCAAGCCACUGCCGUCUGACCUUUCUCCCAUGCAUAUGCUCUGGGGGAUAGAACAGGAGCUCAGGAACGACCAGCCCUUCAUGGUCUGGUCCCAGGGGUAUGAACGUUUCCUUUUGAGCAAAGAGAUGAUUCAAGAUUAUAUAUGGUCUCCUCUGAGUAUCAGGCCCAUGGGCUGGGGACGUGCAGUGUAAUAAGCCUCCCUCUUCAUCCCCUGCCACAGAAAAUGCCCCCUUAUUUAUCAGUGUCUUUCUUUCCUGCCCCUUCUGCAAGAGCUCACAGUACAGUGUUUCAGAAGCCCCACUUACACAGGUUCUCGGUGACUCGAUGCUCUGCUGCCUUUUCUUUGGGAAAGGGCUGAGAUACACUCCUGCCACGGCCCCUCCUCCCUCGGUACUCCUGCCUGCCUUUGUGUGGCUCCCCAACCCCAGAACCAUGCUGUUGAGAUGGACACACUGUAAACCCUGGGUAACUGUCAAGUCAUUAUGCAGACUUCAGGUUGUUCUGUAUAAAAUAAAAAAUAAAUGUUUUUAUUAACAACG
Chinchilla lanigera (long-tailed chinchilla) is the source of this 2773-nucleotide messenger RNA. It is a transcript of the gene Cs, whose product is annotated as citrate synthase. The annotation marks the transcript as partial. Gene Ontology annotation, cellular component: mitochondrial matrix. The record is from RefSeq and is a predicted model, not a curated record. NCBI's taxonomy places the organism in Eukaryota, Metazoa, Chordata, Mammalia, Rodentia, Chinchillidae. The transcript is spliced from 11 exons. Gene Ontology annotation, biological process: tricarboxylic acid cycle; carbohydrate metabolic process; citrate metabolic process.